This is a messenger RNA of Pyrenophora tritici-repentis Pt-1C-BFP, 946 nucleotides long. Its product is annotated as FabG, Dehydrogenase with different specificities (related to short-chain alcohol dehydrogenase). The record is from RefSeq and is a predicted model, not a curated record. NCBI's taxonomy places the organism in Eukaryota, Fungi, Ascomycota, Dothideomycetes, Pleosporales, Pleosporaceae.
ACGACUUUGACUUUGACUGGGUUAGACCUUUGACUCUACUGAGUACUCCAUCAUACGCAUCAUGGGUAGAUUAGAUGGAAAAGUCGCGAUCGUGACCGGCGGCGGCUCGGGCUUUGGCGCUGGCAUAUCCAAAGGCAUGGCCUCAGAAGGCGCAAAAGUCCUCGUCUGCGACAUAAACCAAACCGGCGGCGAAGCAACCGCAGCCACCAACCCUUCAGCCCUAGCCUUCCACAAAAUGGAUGUGACAAAAUCCGCAGACUGGAAAGCAACAGUCUCAGCAUGCAUUGAAAAGUUUGGUCGAUGCGAUAUCCUCGUCAACAACGCAGGCUGGUCUUACACUAACAAACCCACUACGACCGUCACCGAGGAGGAAUUCGAAAGGACGUUUGACGUUAAUGUAAAAGGAGUCUACCUGGGUUGCAAUGCGUGGGUCGAUCAAGCCAUUGAGCGGAAGGAGGGUGGUGUGAUUAUCAACAUUGCCAGUGUGGGCGCUACUAGACCCAGACCAGGACUUGUGUGGUAUAACGCGUCCAAAGGCGCCAUCUGGAAUGCAACGAAGGGUCUGGCUGCAGAGUACGGUCCACACCAGAUCCGCGUUGUUAGCAUCUGUCCGCUUGUCACUGCAACGGGUCUCUUCUCUGCUUUUACAGGCAUGGAAGAUACACCGGAGAACAGGACAAAGUUCACUUCGAAUGUACCCAUGGGACGGAUUGGUGAAGUUGAUGAUGUGGUGAAUGCGUGCAUCUUUAUGGCAAGUAAGGAAGCGGGCUUCAUUACUGGUGUCAAUCUCGAGGUAGAUGGUGGACGAUGUAUCUAGGCAAUCGCCACUUGUAUUCAUCCGAGGUAGGAACCUGAAGCUUUGUUCCAACACUCUGACAUGGAACUAUCGUACAUACCCUCUCUCAAAGCUUUUGUUCACAGCCAAACAUCUCGACUCCUUUGCGAA